AUGAAUAAGGUGAAUAAUGAUGUUACGAAAGAAAAAGAGGAUGAAAGGAGGCCUAAAGUAACUCCUCGGCCCACUGUUAUUGAUGGAAUUUCUAAUGAUCAUGGCGGUGAUGAGACAUUACAUGACAGUGUCAAUAUUGACCAUAUAGAAGCUGAGACUGGCUACCAUAGUGUAGAUUCAAAUAGUGAUUGUUCAAUUGAUCCGUACAGAGACGAAGAUAUUGAAGACACUGAAAAGGAAAUGGACAUGCCACCACCUACCAAUGAAUUUCAAGGCGAAGAAAAUAAUCAUGAUGAUUUAUACCAAGAUGUUGAGUGCGGAGAAGAACAAAAUAAAGUGGAAGACACAGGUAAUUUGUAUUUGGGUCAGUUGUGGGGUACUAUAUAUGAGUGUAGAAGGUUUUUGAGAAGACAUGCAGUUAAGAAGAAAUUUGAAAUGACUUUCAAGAAAAAUGAGAGGCAUAAAGUGGUAGUUGUUUGUGCUAAUUCUAUGCAUGGGUGUCCGUGGAGAUGUACUGCAUCACAACAAGAAGAUGGUCAUACAAUAAAGGUUGUAAGACUAAAUGAUGAGCAUGAAUGUGUGGUUGGAAACCGAAAGCAAAACAAGAUGGCUGAUUGUAGAUUUAUUUCUACAGAACUGGAGGAUGUAUUUAAAUGCCAAAAAAAGUCUUAUACAGUUGGUAUGGUUAUUAUAGAGAGGGCAAGGACAAUUGCAUUGGAGAAAAUUUAUGGCGAUUAUGCUGGAUCUUACAGUCUUCUGCCAGAAAUGUGUAGACAAAUUCUGAAGAACAAUAAAUGUUCAAUUGCAAGUGUGUCAACUGAUGAUGCGGACAAUAGUUUCACUGGGUUGUGUAUUACUUACAAGCCUUUCAUUGAUGGGUUCAAAAAAGGCUGCAGACCUGUUAUAGGACUAGAUGGCACUCACUUAAAAGGUAAGUAUGGAGGUGUUAUUCUUGCAGCUAUAGCCUUAGAUGGAAACAAUGGAAUAUAUUGCUUUAGGCAUUUAUGGGCGAACUUGAAAAAAAUGUAUAAGGGUGAUCACACUAGACACUUAGUAUGGGGAACAGCCAAAGCAUAUACAAAGUAUGAGUAUAGAGUUUGGGCUAAGACUUUGAAAAAACAUGAUCAAGGUGCAUAUGAAAAACUGCAUGAAGCAGAUGUACACACUUGGGCACGAUCACAUUUCGAUGAGGGUUCAAAGUGUGAGCAUAUUACUAACAACUUCUCAGAAAGCUUUAAUUCUUGGAUUUUGAAGCCAAGAGAAAUGCCCAUAAUACCUAUGUGUGAAAAUUUUCAUACAAAGAUGAUGAAUCUGUUGUAUGAUAGGAGGAAUAAGGGCAAGAGAUGGGAAAAAGAAAUGAAGGGUAGAUACGCCGGAUUGGUCCCUAGGGCGGCAAGGAUAAUAAAUGGGCUUGAAUCACAUGUUGUAAAGUACACUUGCCACGGGGCAGAUGAUCAUCUUCAUCAAGUUACUCAAGAUAAUACGGAAAACAGAUGGAUUGUGAAUUUAACUCAGAAGUCAUGCUCAUGUUGUACUUGGCAAUUUACUGGUUUACCAUGUGAACAUGCGGUAGUUGUCAUACUUCCUUUAAGAGAUCCAUGGAUUGAGUAA
This is a messenger RNA of Papaver somniferum (opium poppy), 1611 nucleotides long. RefSeq lists its product as uncharacterized. The transcript has 4 exons. Gene Ontology annotation, molecular function: zinc ion binding. The coding region runs from base 1 to 1611 and encodes 536 amino acids. NCBI's taxonomy places the organism in Eukaryota, Viridiplantae, Streptophyta, Magnoliopsida, Ranunculales, Papaveraceae. The record is from RefSeq and is a predicted model, not a curated record.